CGGCCCUGAGCUGGUCUGUAAUGAUCCUGUCAGCUUCGUUCCUGCAAGACUGACAUCAUAAACACUUCACGGCAUCAUUACCAACGACAUCUGUUGUCUGUCUGGGAAGAUGUUGUGGAAUUACCGGGUCCGCUGUGACAGCUCCAGUCUCGGUAAACACAUUAAGCUUCACGCAAAUAUUCAUUUCUAGACUUUACAACAAAGGAAUCACUCUGAAUAUGUCACUUGUCGAUGCACAGAAAAUCAUUUCUGCUCCUAAUUUCCUCAGAACCUCUCAGUGAACUGACAGUUUUUUUCCUCCUGUGGUCUUUCCUCAUCACUCCUCACUGUUUUUCUCAUUAGCGUGUCUUUAUUCCCCCCCAAAUGCACUUUCCACUUCCUCUGCCAGCACUUUCCCCAUGUUGCUGUUCACUCCGGACUCAUGUGAGCAAAGCAACAGGACCUGAUUUGAACUGAACCGUUUCGGGAGCAAAUGAAAACUUAAUGGAAGGAACGGGUUAAGCAUCUCUGUGCUGAUGUGGGGAAAAUUCAUCAUUCAUAGCUGCAUUACAUUUUCUAAGCAGACUGUGUGACUCUAGAUAACACUGAGCUCCUGCAGCUUUCUGGGAAUUUCUUUGGAAGUUUGUUAGUUUGGCAGCCGACAUGCUCACUUUUCUCACCAGGAAUGUACCCAUGUUCGCUGUUCCGGAGCCGAAACUCUGGUGCCUCCUGCUAAACCUCUGUUUCUGUGUAACUGGGUGGCCUCAUGUUCUGACAGCAGACAACUGUCCGAGCUCCAAGUGGAACGUCAUGUGUCGUCCAUGUUGUGAGUACGACCUGAUCCAGUGUCGGUGUCCCUCGAAGGGAACGAAGGUCGGAUACACCGUCCCCUGCUGCCGCAACGCUGUAAAUCAGUGCGACCCCUGUAUCAUUCACCCAGGCUGCAGCCUUUUUGAGAACUGCAAAACCUGCCACAAUGGAACGUGGAAAGCUAAUGAUGACUUCUUCGUCAAUGGAAAGUAUUGCACGGAGUGCCGUGAAGGCUGGAGUGGAGGGGACUGUAAAACGUGUGGAGGCGUCCUUCAGCGAGCUCAGGGUCACAUCGCCCUGGAGAGUUACCCAACCAAUGCCCGGUGUGAAUGGACGCUGCAGGUGGAACGAGGCGGCAGCAUCCAGCUCAGGUUUUCACUCCUUAGUCUGGAGUCCGACCACAACUGUCGCUACGACUACGUGGAAGUGCGCGAUGGCGACGACCUCAACUCCCCUGUGAUUGGCCGGUUCUGUGGGGAUAGGACACCUCCUCCAAUCAAAAGCUCUGGGAACCUUUUGCACAUUCUGUUCGCCUCAGACGGCUACAGCAACUUUGAUGGAUUUGUUCUUACUUUUCAGAAGAUUGCAGGUUCCACCAACAAGAACGCAGCUUGUUCACUCCCAGAAAAACCUCUGAAUGGAUAUCUGCUGCCUGUGUUUGGCCCAAAGGAGGAGCUUGUGUUAGUGAACCACCGGUGUCAUCCACCUUUUAUUCUGGCCGGCAGCGAGCAGAGGAUCUGUCUGCCUAAUGGCACAUGGAGUGGUUCAGUCCCCUCAUGUGUAAAAGGCCAAACAAGCCCACUCCGGUGCGGCCCUCCGCCCAAAUUGCUCCACGGCUACCACAGAGCUGCUGGAGGCGCAGAGACGAUCGAGUUUUUCUGUAAAGACUCCUACAUGUUGAGUGGUAACCGCCGGAGUACCUGCCUCCCUAAUGGAUCCUGGAGUAGCAGGUCACCCAAGUGUGUGAAAGUCUGUCGAGAACCCAAAGUGUCUGAUCUUGUGCGGCAAACUGUUGUGAAGCCACAUCUAUUAACGAGAGAGAGUUCAGAGCAGAGACUCCACCUGUCAUCCAGGUACAACAUCCACGACCUGCUGUCAGCCAGAUUCAUCCCUCUGACGUCAGGCAGACAGUCCAGCGGAGAUGACGUCGCCUUGGAGGAGAUUCCUCGAGGAUUUCAUUCCAUCUACACCAGCAUCGAGUACAGAUGUGCUUCACCUCUGUACCAAACCACCGGAACCUCCAGACGCACCUGUCUGAAGACCGGCAGGUGGAGCGGACGCCAUGUUACCUGUUCACCAGUUUGUGGUAAAUUAGCCUCUUUCAGUCGACUCAACCUCUCCGACACUCAGUGGCCGUGGCACGCAGCCGUCUACAUCCGCUCGCCUCCGGAUCACAGCGCGAGCACCCUGGGGUCCCCUGGAGGGGCCAUGUUGGACCAGCAGGGGGCCUCGGAGGAGUCCUCGUUCUGGGUCCUGGCCUGUAGCGGGGCCCUGGUGGCCCAGCGGAGGGUCCUGGUGGCGGCUCAGUGUGUGUUCAGCAAGGACGAGCAGCAGCUCCUUCACCCCCAGCAUGUGAAAGUUGUGGUUGGUCUGCAGCAGCAGACGGCCAGGGAUCGGCUGAAAGGCCUGCAUCAGCUCAGGGUUUCAGACAUCUCGGUUCAUCCAGACUUUCCCUCCUCGUCGGACUCGGAUGUCGCCGUGCUGAAGCUGAAAGACAAAGUCAGGAUCAGCGAGCGAGUGCUGCCGGCGUGUCUGCCCCGAAUGCAGGGAGGAGAGGCGACAGCUCAGGAGGCUUACACUGUGAGUGCCAACAAAAUGCAGAAGCAAGUGGAGGUCAGGAUGGACGAGAACCACCUGGAGCCCAUAGUGGACACUUCUGAUAGUUUUUGCAGCUCCUUCUGUGACAAGAUCAUGAAGAACAUGGUUCUUACUCUCACAAUCCUUGGUGUGUUUCUGGGCUCCAUCGCCGGGAUGCUUCUGCGGCACAUAUCGCCUCUCCCCGCCGACGUUAUAAUGAUCAUUGCCUUCCCCGGGGAGAUCCUAAUGAGGAUGCUGAAGAUGCUUAUUUUGCCGCUUGUUGUUUCCAGUCUGGUCACAGGACUGGCCGGUUUGGACGCCAAAUCCAGCGGCCGCUUAGGAACCAGGGCCAUGGUGUAUUACAUGUCCACGACGGUGAUCGCAGCCGUCCUGGGGGUGAUCCUGGUGCUGCUCAUCCAUCCCGGAAACCCCAAGCUGAGGGCCAAUCUGGGUCAGGGCAAGAAGAACGACGAUGUGUCCAGCGUGGACGCCUUCUUCGAUCUCAUUCGAAACCUGUUCCCGGAGAACCUGGUGCAGGCCUGUUUCCAGCAGAUCCAGACGGUUACCACCAAAAUACCGGUGCCCACCAACAGAACCAAAGCACCUCCGCAGUUCACAGUCAAGAGGUCGCUUCAGUUCAAGAGUGGGAUGAACGUCCUGGGUCUGAUUGGAUUCUUUGUCGCUUUUGGCGUCAUUAUGGGCAAAAUGGGAGAGAAGGCCAAGCUAAUGUUGGAGUUUUUCAACGUCUUGAACGAGAUCGUUAUGAGGCUCGUUGGUGCAAUUAUGUGGUACUCUCCCGUCGGUAUCGCCUGCCUCAUCUGUGGAAAGAUCAUCUCCAUCGCUGACUUGGAGAUGGUCGCGCGGCAGCUGGGGAUGUACAUGGUAACCGUGAUCGUGGGCCUCAUCAUCCACGGAGGCAUCUUCCUUCCGCUGAUCUAUUUUGUGAUAGUAAAAGAAAACCCCUUCACGUUCUUUAUGGGAAUAUUCCAGGCCUGGGUCACGGCACUCGGAACAGCAUCCAGUGCCGGCACCUUGCCUGUCACAUUCAGAUGCUUAGAGGAGAACCUGGGCAUCGACAAGAGAGUAACACGCUUCGUCCUCCCGGUGGGCGCCACCAUCAACAUGGACGGCACGGCGCUGUACGAGGCCGUGGCGGCCAUCUUCAUCGCUCAGAUGAACGGGAUCGAGCUCGACUGGGGCCAGAUUGUUACUGUGAGCAUGACAGCCACCUUGGCCAGCGUGGGAGCGGCCAGCAUCCCCAGCGCUGGACUCGUGACCAUGCUUCUGAUCCUCACGGCGGUGGGGCUUCCCACUCAGGACAUCAGCCUCCUGGUGGCUGUCGACUGGCUGCUGGAUCGUUUCCGUACCUCGGUCAACGUGGUCGGAGACUCGUACGGAGCAGGAAUCGUGUACCACCUCUCCAAAGAUGAGCUGGACUUGUACGACGCCCAACAGGCCCGGAUGGACGAGUUUGAGAUGGCAAAGACGCAAUCAUUCUUUGAAAAUAACACCAACCAGAAUGUAUACUCUCACCACAACUCAAUCUUGAUAGACGACUGCAAGGUCACCAUGGGCAAAAAUGGCAACACCGCAGAGUUCUCUCUUGUUGAAGAGGAACCGUGGAAAUGCGCAUAAAGCAGAUGCAGCCGCUGCACCUUACCCUGAGUUUCACCAGCUUUUGCUUUCUGCCGACACAACUGUAAAAAAACAAAAAAACAACGAUAACAAUAAAAAACAACAACAAGAAAACACACCAAAGAAAGAGGAGGUGAAAGGACGAACUGUCGGACAGCCAGUGGAGCGAACCAACAACUUGCAUUAGAUCUUGCAUUUGCACCAGCAACACAAACUGUCGCAUUUCAUUCACGGAGGAAUCAGUUGACAACACUCAGGGCCUUACUUGGUGCUGCUGCAAGCUUCUUGUCCUGAUAACAAACAAAAAAAACCUUCUACCUUGUGCAACACCUCUUCCUUUUUUUUUUCUUUUCUAUUGAAGCAUUUUUCUUUGUAGCUUAAAAGGCAGAGAGAUGAUGUGUGAAUGAUGGCCUUGCCUGUUGAAUUAAAUACAAGGACAGAGAGAGCUACAAUAAAGACAAAAAUACGGAGUAAAAUGUUCGCAAUCAACACAUCUUCAUUAUUGUUGCACUGUGAAUGGCUUUUUUGAUUUCUGAAAGCUGUGACGUCUAAUGAGACACUAAAUUUAUGUAGCAAAAAUAGCACGGAGGGAGGAAAUAGCGCUUCUGGUGGCGUUCGAAGGGAAGUGCAGGACAUUUAAAUCACUGCACUACCUUUGACUCUUUGAUUUAUGGGAUUAUUCCCUGAUGUCACACACGGUCAAGCCUAAGAAGCGAAGCUUAGGACUUAAGAGGAGGAAGGCCUGGCCUCUAAAUGUGGCAGCAAACAGUACAGAAUGUGUUGCAGAGAGCAAAGCUGAAAAUAGAGGACAUGAAGGGUGCCUCGCAGUUCUCUCUCUCUUUCUUUCUUUCUUAUUUCUAUUUUGUAUGUGUGUGUUCUUUCAUGUGUGACGCACUGAGUGUCUGUUAGUGAUCUGCCUGUCCUGGAUGUGUUCAUGUGUGUUUCCUGAGAGCAAGAGAAGAACUAGAAAGUCGGAGGUUGAAAACAAAACAAAAAGCAAAAGAAAGAGGAGAAUCGCCUCUCAAACUCUCUGCAGGCCAGUGCAUUGUUCUGUGUUUUAUUUCACACUGUUUAUUUUAUCUUUGCUAUAUGACAACCUUGCCUUGAAGAUGUCACAUGCAGAGUGCAGUCAGUAUGAUGACUAAGACGUUUCUGGAUUCAUUAUUUCAGUAGAGUAUUAUUCUUUAGCAGAGCGAAUGGAAACAGCCCCACCUUUUAACUUUACCUGCACCGAGUGUUCCUACCUUACAGGAUUAUUACUGUUUUGUAGACUUCACGCUGCAGAUUUAGAUGAAAAAAAGAAUAAGCUUGUAAAGAUAUUUUUUUUAGUUAAUAAGCUGUGGUCAUGUCUGUUUAGCAAGUGCACACGAAAUUCUGCCUCCAGCACUCGCAUAAAUCUGACGCCGUAACAACAAGGUCAUUGAUUCUGGUUCGAUAUGUUCAUGUUUUUGAGUUUCACUCUGUGUAGAAACUCCCCAGAAACCUAAAACUGGUUUGAUUCAUUUCUCUGUCAUAUAAGCAACAGCUUAUAUAUUCUUUUUUUUAAAGUGCCUCCUUGCACUUUGUGUAUAUAUUCUCUUUAGAUAAAAAUGUACAAAUCAAAUGUAUAGAACUUUUUGUCAUCAUAAUUGUUUUUUUGUUAUGCUAAACAUUUCUAUAAAGAUUAUAACUAUACACAUACAUAUAUACAUAUAUAAAUAUAUGCAACAAUGUUAGUACAAGUUAAGUUUCUUCUCUGGGCCACUAGAUGUCUCAGUAGCUUGUGAAUUUAGCGUCGUUUAUUUACAAAAAAUGCUGUUUUUAGGAGAAACUUCUGAGCUGCGAAUGGUUUUCCAGUAAAGCAAGUCCAAUAUUUCACAAUUUUCUCUUCUUUCAUGGCUGCUGUUCAUGACCCAUUUUGGUUAUUUAAAGGCUGAGGCGGUUUGGGGGGCGUGACAAUAUUGGUGUUGGCAGCUACACUUUGUCUACUUGUGAGACCUCAGUAAGCCGUCCAGCGAUUGGCUCAAAGUGCCGCCUUGGAAGAGAGUCUUUCUCUUAAAUUAGGAGCAAAACCCUGAUUUCAUGUCAAAAAUCCCAUCAUUUAUUAAUUCAUUACUUCCCUUGUUCGAUUCGCUACUGGUCCUCGUUCUGAUUUAGAAUUUGUUCUGGCCUAGUGUAGCGAGUGUUUUCUAUGAACAUGUGACACUGUACCAUCUUUAGAUCAUAAAACGUAUAUUUUCUAUUUUUGGUUCUAUGAACAUAUUGGUCCAAGAAUGUAUUGAAGAAAGCAAAAUGUUCCUUUUCUUUCUUGGCUGACUAAAUGCAAGGAUGUAGGAUUGAAUGGACCAAAGAAAUAUCGCAAAAGUAUUCAUCCGGAAAACGGACUGAAAGUGUGUAAAGGUUUUAAUACUUGUCUGUUAAUGUUAAUGGAAACAAAUAAAUGUUUAUUGAUGAA
Messenger RNA from Amphiprion ocellaris (clown anemonefish), 6655 nucleotides. RefSeq lists its product as uncharacterized. NCBI's taxonomy places the organism in Eukaryota, Metazoa, Chordata, Actinopteri, Pomacentridae. Bases 643 to 4221 code for a protein of 1192 amino acids. The transcript is spliced from 21 exons. Gene Ontology annotation, biological process: L-glutamate transmembrane transport; proteolysis. Gene Ontology annotation, cellular component: plasma membrane. The record is from RefSeq and is a predicted model, not a curated record. Gene Ontology annotation, molecular function: glutamate:sodium symporter activity; neutral L-amino acid transmembrane transporter activity; L-glutamate transmembrane transporter activity.